This is a messenger RNA of Phytophthora sojae, 492 nucleotides long. RefSeq lists its product as hypothetical. The record is from RefSeq and is a predicted model, not a curated record. The annotation marks the transcript as partial. Lineage: Eukaryota; Oomycota; Peronosporomycetes; Peronosporales; Peronosporaceae. The transcript has a single exon.
AUGGCUUUGCGUGUGAACUUCGUUGCCGUCCUGUGUUGCUUCUUGUCGCUGCUUAGCGUCUGCUCGGCCGCCACGAAGAUCAACGGCACGGUGGCGAUCUACAGCUCCACCGACCACAAGAACCGCCUGCUCACGAUCAAUGUCCGGUUCCCCAACCAGUGCUACAACGUGGACUGCAGCCUGCUGGACAACAAGGUCGAGUCUGCCAAGUGGGCCAACCUCCCGACUACGGGAGUCGACGGGAAGGCGUACAUCGUCUUCUACGAGGACUUUGACUGCGGCGGAGCGGAGCUGUCCAUCACUCUGCCCAACUCCGGCGGCAUCAAGAACUUCAGCGGCAAAAAGGUGGACGGCAUCAUCUCGGCCUUCAUGAUCAAGUCGCAACCCUCGGACGUCGACAACGGAUUCUCCAACGUUUGCAGCUGGACGGGGGCUGACGUUGUGGGUGGCUCGGUCUCGCAAGACGAUUCGAUCUCGAUGGUCGUGGCCAAG